ACAUGAAUGGGGAAUUGAAGCGGCCCUUCCCUCCACUAGCUUACAGGUCCAGCCUGACCCGACUGGUACCACCUGGCAGGGUUCCCUAGCUCAGGGCUACAAGCGAUGGCCAACGGCUAACUAGGUUACCAGAAAUUGUCCCAGAAAUACGCCAAAAAUUGUCCCAGAAAAACCGCACCCCAAAAACCUCUCGCCUGGUGGUAAUACACCUCAUUUACUUUCUGGGCUAAAAAAUAUAUUCAGGCCUAGAUUGAACAUUUCUGAAGAAUAUUGAGGCUGGACAAAAUUUAUAGCGCUCUUUAAGAAAAGGAUAUAUCAUCUCUCUAGAUGCCUAUUACAGCAGAUGAGACAUCAAAGAGCAUUUUGGUCCAGAAUUUCAAUUCAAGGAGCUUGUAUCGAGCGAGUGACCUAAUUUCAAUACUGAAUGAGUGCAAUGAGGUUAGAUUCUAAAAUAUGCUGAGCUUUGCUUGUCUUUCCUUGUUGAAUUUGAAUUUUUAGGAGUUGGUGCAUAAAUUGAAUUAAUUAAACUUUUGGUAAAAGAGUAUUAUUCUAUCUGUGUCUCGUGGUUGUUCAUCUCGUGUUCUAUCAGUGACAGUAUUUAGGGACAAAUUUCUGAGGAUGACAUUAUUUUAAGGGUAAUAGAUUUGCCUCCAUGUUAUUGUUUAAUUUCAAGAAAAUGUUUUUCCUAAACACAAUAGCAUAACAUACUGCUUCGAUUCCCUGUUUGCAAGCAGGUAUUUGACAUGCAGUCUUAGCAGAAAGUGAAAGCUCAAAUAUGUAUAUCAGUUUACAAAGGACAAUGAAUCUGAACCCCCACUCCCUGUUAGCGCUGGGGUUGAAGUCGUGCGUGACAACACACGAAUCUUUAUUUAGCAAAAGUGACUGGAGCUACUACUCGUCAUGCGACAGCCUUAAGAAAUGACAUUGUGUGUCUUAUUAUGUUCCAAGGUACAAACCUGGCACACGUCACGCACAAGCAAGAAACGAGAAGUGAUUUCCGGUGUCCGUCAUUUCCUGCAUUUGUUUUCAUGGAAUAUUUGACAGUUCCCUGGUUUAGAACUUUUGCAUCAUUUUUACAAAAGAAACAAAAUAACUUUGAAAGUGUGCUUGCUACAUCUACACUUAAUGUAUCUGCUACAAAAAUUUCCAAUUUUGAGCGUUUCUGCAAAAUCUUACCCUUAUCUUUGUUACCUUAAAUGCUGAGUUCUUUACCCUUGAAUCAAAGGUGGGCCCCAAACCCCCAUGGUACCUGUACAUGUCUUCCUUUGAAGACAUAUCUUUGUAUUUAAAGUCUUCAGCUUGGUCAUUCUAAGCCUUUCAAGCAAAUGCCAUCCACUUAGCUUAUGUUGCAAAGGCUCUCGGUCAAAACACCAUUAUGGAAGAUUCUGGUGACGUUUCUGGUUUCUGCAACGUUUCAUGCCUGGUCAUGUCAUGUCGUAUUGUCAUGCCUUUCUUGCGACAGCAAAUUACAGACUUGUUUAACUUAACAAGUUUGCCCGCUGGCAAAGCAACAAUAUGUGGAAUGUUUCUGCUACUGGUGUUUCUUAAGAUCAAAAUUUGACAUGACUGUGUUGCAGUGCCGUUUUAAAACCGAACAUGAAGGAAAGAGCAAAUAGACAGACAAUGAAAGAGCACUGGUUGAUCUUUGUAUUUCCCGUAUCAAAGGUGCCAGGGACUUUGACAAAUUUCUAAGAAUUCAAACACAUGCCGGUCUCUGCCUUUGUGACUAUUCUUGCAAGCUGCGAACUGAUUUCGGUGGAUUUUCUGAUAAGGAAAACGAAACUGGCAUGUCUUCUUGAGCCAUCUAUUUCUGUGACAUGAAGGGAUUUAUUUCCCAGUGGGUCAAAGUACGUCUUGUCCUUCAUUAUAUAAGAGGUUAUACCUGAACAAAAAGUCAAAAUCAUCGAGGGAACACAGGCUCAACAGAGAAGUCUCAACUCAUCAAACCUGACCAACAAUGGGUUACUUGAGCUUCAUUUCACUGUCACUCGUGAUUGCAAUGGCUACAGUACAAGGGUCGGAUGGACAACAGUCUAAAGCUCUGAGUUACACGUUGUUGAAGCUGCACACGUUCAAAACAGAAACGGAACUCUGUAAAAAGAAGUUCAAGGAUGCUGGCAGAUAUCCUCAAAGACAAAAUGCCUCAUUGAGUUUUGGAUUAGUUCCUAACUGCUCAAACUGUGAAAAACUUACAGUACAGCAGCAUUUGAUACGUAUUCAUAAGGUAGCCAAGAGGUUUGCUAAGCCGCUGGGUUUUAUCUAUGCCUUUGAGAUCAAGAGGCAAGAAACCGAAAUAACGAACUGUGUGGAAAGCGUUCAACUAGAGCUACUAACACUUAUCGGAGUGACAGAAAUGCAGAUUCCAAGAGACAGUAUAAGUCAGCAUUCAUCUGCCUCUAUGGAAGCACUAAAAGUGAAAGCCAGGAAAUAUUUGGAAAAGCUUGCAGGGAACUCAGGAACUCAAGUACUCGAGGAAGAUGUCAUGAAAACAGUAGGAGCAACUUUGAUGAAAGAAAUGUUUCUUGCUGCUGUUGUCAUGCAGAAAAGUAGAUUAGAAAUUCAGAAUAUGGUCACUUCAAACAAUGUGUUUUGAAAAUGCUGGCAAAUAGACAGCAUGCAGAUAGCUUGGGAUUUGUUCAGCAAAUAUAAUAACUAGAUAUUAGCAAAUUACUUGUUUUGUCAAAUAAAUGUACUUUAUUAUUAUUUAAACAAAUAUUUAUUACUUUCAAAGAAAAACAAGGUUAGAA
Messenger RNA from Rhopilema esculentum, 2747 nucleotides. RefSeq lists its product as uncharacterized. The record is from RefSeq and is a predicted model, not a curated record. NCBI's taxonomy places the organism in Eukaryota, Metazoa, Cnidaria, Scyphozoa, Rhizostomeae, Rhizostomatidae.